Messenger RNA from Myxozyma melibiosi, 3016 nucleotides. Its product is annotated as karyopherin Kap104. Gene Ontology annotation, biological process: protein import into nucleus. Gene Ontology annotation, molecular function: small GTPase binding; nuclear import signal receptor activity. NCBI's taxonomy places the organism in Eukaryota, Fungi, Ascomycota, Lipomycetes, Lipomycetales, Lipomycetaceae. The coding region runs from base 134 to 2893 and encodes 919 amino acids. The transcript is spliced from 4 exons. The record is from RefSeq and is a predicted model, not a curated record. Gene Ontology annotation, cellular component: cytoplasm; nucleus.
CAAAACUGUUGUCGCGUCGCAAGGGUCAAGUGCCUAUGGAACCUCUCUAAUUAUACAACACUUUCCCGUGGAACUUGAGACACAAAUAUAAACUGUUUAGAUCACUGUUGGUUGAUAACUCCUGCUACACACUAUGUCGUGGUCUCCUCAGCCCGAGAUCUUGGAGCAACUCCGCCUGGUGUUCCUCAAUUCAUUAUCGCCUGAUAACACCCUGCGUGGAUUGGCUACGAAGACUCUCGAAGAAGCUCGUCGUACUCAGCGAGAUCUGAACAACUAUCUUGUCAACAUCUUUGUUACUCCUACCAGCGAUGCCGAAAUUCAUCUGCGUGCCUCCGCAGGCAUCAUGCUCAAGAACAAUGUUUUGGCACAGUACGACGCCAUUUCCAGAGAGCCGGCAGUUAUUGAAUAUAUUAAGGAGAACAUUGUCAUCGGACUCUCGCAACCAGUAGCUAUGAUCCGCAACAUCGCGGGUUCCGUGGUUAGUGCUGUGGUUAGCAAAGGCUCCUUUCAAAGCUGGCCCGAUAUUCUUCCGAAGCUCAUGGCUAUGACGAACCAUGACAAUACAGUUGUUCAAGAAGGUGCUCUUAGUGCUUUGGCUAAACUAUUCGAGGACUCGGGUUCUGAAUUAGAUAGUGAUCCGGAAGGCCAGCGUGUGUUGUCCUUCAUGAUCCCCCGCUUCAUCGAGCUUGCACGUUCGCCAUCGCCUAAGGUCAGAAGUCUAUGUAUCGUGUGUCUCAACCAGUUCAUCCUGAGAAUGUCGCAGGCUCUGUUUGUGCACAUCGAUGCUUUUCUCACUACUCUGUUCCAGCUGGCUGUGGAUACUGAUCCAGAUGUGCGGAAAAAUAUUUGCACGGCAUUUGUUAUGCUUCUUGAUGUACGAGAGGAAAAAUUGGUGCCACAUCUAGAAGGGAUCGUCAAUUACUCACUACACUGCAUGGGUGACGAUGAUGAACAGGUUGCUCUGGAGGCUUGUGAGUUUCUGCUUGGGUUGGCAGAACAUGAUAGAUUGCGGAACCAAGUUUCUGCUUUCUUACCAAAAAUAUUACCUGUUCUGUUUAGAUGUAUGGUCUAUUCUGAGCAGGACAUCCUGCGUUUUGAGAGCAUGGCAGAGGAUGACGCUAGAAUGGAAGACAAGGCUACCGAUAUUCGGCCAACGCAUGCUAAAUCACGCAACGCUCACAAUGCCAGCCACUUCUCAGCUGAAAACAACAAAUCAGGGAAUGGAACCGGUAAUGACGACGGCGAGUUUGACGAUGAUGAUGACGACGAUGAAGAUGAAGAUGAUGACGACUACAGUAUGGAUAUAUCAGACUGGAACUUACGAAAAUGCUCAGCUGCAGCGCUCGACAUCUUUGCGAGCAGUUACCAUGAGCGGAUUCUAGAGUUUAGUCUCCCCACUUUGAAGCAGAAUCUUGUUUCUCAUGAAUGGCCGGUUCGCGAAGCUGCUAUUCUUGCAUAUGGCGCAAUUGCCGAAGGAUGCGUGGAUGGAAUGUCACCUUUCCUUCCUGAAGUAAUCCCAUACUUUGUACAAGCGUUGGGCGAUCCAGUGGCUCCGAUCCGACAAAUCACUUGCUGGACCCUUGGUCGUUACAGCAGCUGGAUCUGCUACCGCUCAGCAGAUAUUGGCUACGAACAAGAGUUCAUUCCCGUUUUGACUGGGCUAUUGAAGUGUUGUCUGGAUAACAACAAGAAGGUUCAGGAAGCAGGAUGCAGCGGAUUCGCAAACUUUGCGGACCAAGCCGGUGGUCUGCUAGUUCCAUAUCUGAUGUACAUUUUGCAAAACCUUACGCUCUGCUUUCUCAAAUAUCAAAGCAAAAACCUGGCCAUUCUUUAUGACGCUGUCCAGACUUUGGUAGACAAAGUCGGAUACGCAAUGAAGAGCAAAGAGUAUAUCGAUCUCCUGCUACCACCUCUGAUAGAACGGUGGCAGAAACUCAGUGAUGAUGACACUGAUCUGUUCCCACUGCUCGAAUGUCUUUCCUCGGUGACGGCGGCCCUUGGAGAGCAUUUUGCUCCCUACGCUGAACCAGUCUUCCAGCGUGCUGUCAAGAUCCUUCACGAUAAUCUUGUGAUGGCCCAGGAGGCUUCUAAUGAUCCUACUCUUGACAGUCCAGACAAGGACUUCAUAGUCACCGCCUUGGAUCUACUAGACGGCUUAGUGCAGGGUCUGGGAUCGCUUUCCGUCGGGCUCGUCAACCAAUCACAGUACCCAUUAAUGCAAAUGAUUCUUGCUUGCUUGAAUGAUCCUGUUCACGAAGUUCGGCAAAGUGCGUUUGCACUUCUGGGAGAUAUGGCUAUUGGGUCUUUUGACGUAAUUAAAGCAUACAUCCCUGCUAUCAUGACAGAGUUGAUCCCGCAGAUCGAUUCAGGUGAUCCAAGCUGCUCUGCAGUUUGCAAUAAUGCAACUUGGGCGGCUGGCGAAAUCGCGCUCAAACUCGGAGAAGAUGUACGGCCAUAUGUUGCCCCACUUAUGGAAAAGCUGGUGGUUGUGGUGGCCGUUAAUGGAUAUGUCGAGCAGACGAUUGUCGAAAAUGCUGCAAUCACAAUUGGACGACUAGGAAUAUCGUGUCCGGACGUUAUUGCGCCCCGUCUGGAAACUUUUGCCGCUUACUGGUGCAAGGCUCUUCGAAUUAUCCGCGAUACUGACGAGAAAGAGAGUGCAUUCAAAGGAAUGUGCAAGAUAGUAGUUGUGAAUCCUAAUGGUCUACAGGGCUGUCUGCCGGAAUUUAUCGAGGCGAUAGGGAUGUAUACCGAGCCGUCGGAUGAGCUUCUGCACAUGUUCUCGACAAUAUUGAGCGGGUACAGGGGCUUAGUUGGAGAUUGGGAUCAAGUGAUCAUGAGUCAGAUCUCCGAUGAAGUAAGGCAAACGCUGAGGGAUAGAUACGAUGUAUGAGUUACGAUCGAGUAAAGAUGAAAAAAGUUGAUAACUUUGAAUUCUUUGUUGAGAUAGUUUAUAUAGAUAUCAAUCGCAAAUAGCUGUUCUUCGUACGAGAAUUUAUAGAACAAACAUUAAGAC